ACAGCUUCUUGGUGUCAUUACAUAUCUUAACAGUUCACAGUAUUGCAUUGGCUAUGUUUGUAGCAAUGUAAUUGAUUACCCGUACCAGCAUAAAGUGCACAUAACCCCAUGUAUUUAUUAAACCACGAUAAAAAGAUUUCCUUUAAAUUGUUUUCGGGAAUGUACCCUGAGACAAUUUUAGUGAAGGCUGAUUGCUGAAAACAAUGUUGUUGACCCUCCACCUGAGCAGGGCGUACAAAGCUCUUUGCCAGCCUUAAUGCUGGGGCAAACAACCACUGUUCUUAGUUAAUGUAAGCUGCGGAGAAAGACAGAAGGGUGCUAUUUUUGAUUGGGUGUCCUUAUUGUACUGUUGUACUGUGCCUGAGCUCAUUUUAUUUGAAUUUGCAGGAUAUUUGGCAGAAGCAUUUGAGAUAUGAAAUGAGAUUCAGAAUUUGAGAGUUGGGAAAGUUUAUUUUUCUUAUAUUUUAAAGGGAGAAUGUGUGUCAAGAUGCAGGGUGCAAAAUGGUUUAGUUUAUAUGUUAGUGAUGGGAGAUUGUAACAAUCUAUAUGACAUUUUUUUUUUCUGAAUAUAAAUCUUAACAUCACAUCUUUUUACUUCUAAAUUCAAAUUAGUCAUAAUGAUUGUAGGAUUAUCCCGUAUAGACUUGAAGCUAAUCAUUGACAGGUAAACCAUCAUUACAAUUAAAUAUCAUUUUAAGCCAACUCUCAGUGCAUGUCAGAUGAGACUCAGAACCAAACAGCACAUAAGCUGAAUACAACAGAAUGAAGACGCAGGCACUUCAUGAAUUGUUUUUCAAAUCUAGUGCAAUGAGAAGAUCCCAGAAGUCUGAGAAUGCCAACAUUGUUGCCUCUCAAGUGCUAAUGACAGCAGGAAUAGGAGGAAAGGGCAUCAUGUGCUGGAACAGGUGAAGGCAUUUGGACCAUUGCGACCUAUUAGGAGCAGAGGUUACCUGUAUUAGACACAGAAGCUGCUACUGAAUGUAAGAGGAACAAUAUCCUGGUGGACAGGUUUUCUGGACUACUCGGGAGGUUUUAAACUAGUCUAAACUAACAGGAGGGUGUGUACCAAAAAGGGCUUAUCCAGGGAGGUAUUGUAAACAAAAUUAGUUGGUGUUUUUUUUGCUGUUUUGAGGAAACACUUUGGCUCAUUGAUCAUGAAACUUUGUGGCAGGUGCUAGACAGAUUAGGCUGCCUUUAAAAGAUAAUAAGAUUCUGAAGCUGUCGCAGUCAGAUGACUGAAUGUUCUGAAGUGGCCUGGAGAUGGACCAAUAUCAUUUGAACUGGGAUUAAAUAGAAGUGUGUUAUUGAUCCUAUCCCAUUCUCCUUCAAUAAGUGCAGGAGUAGGCAAUUUGGCACCGAGCCAGCACCGACAUUCACUGUGAUCAUGGCUGAUCAUGCUAAAUCAGUUCUCCCCAUAUCCCUUGAUUCUGUUAGCCCCAAGAGCUAUAUCUAACUCUCUUGUAAACUCUCCAGUGAAUUGGCCUUCACUGCCUUCUGUGGCAGAGAAUUCCACAAUCUGUAUUUUAUGAAUCUUAUUUCAGUGAGACUGAUGCAUGCAUGAGAUAAUCCAAGCUAAUUUGGACUCCCAAUGCAACAUUAUAGAUGUUUCAUUCUAUGAUUAGUAGCACCAUUGAAGGGCCCAUUUAAUACAUUUUCAAAUUACUCUGAAAGCUAAACAUUCAUAUGUGAAACAAGAACAUGACGGUUUAGGGGAGCAGUUAGGCUAACAUUUUGAGUAGAAGUGUGAAUAUGCCAAGGGAGAUCCAUUUGCAUCCAUACUAUCACUCACUUGCAAGAAAAUUGUCUAUCUUCUGCUUCGAGGACCUUGAUGCACAUACUGACUCUUGUCCUGUGACUCUGGGGUAAGAUCAGGUCAAACACACAUGGCAACGUCACUAUACAGAUACUAUGACCUAUCAUUGAACAUUUCAACAACUACCUCAAGCCUACUGAAAGGUUAAAACUCACUGUAAAAGAUAAUUACAACAAUGAACUCCCUCGUCCAGUUCAGUUUAGUUUAUUGUCACGUGCACCGAGGUACAGUGCAAAACCUUUGUUGUGUGCUAAUCGGCCAGCGGAAAGACAAUACAUAAUUACAAUCGAGCCAUUCACAGUGUACAGCUACAUGAUAAGGGAAUAACGUUUAGUGCAACAUGUCUUUGGAAGAAUGUAAUAUCCCCAUUGGAAUUUUAUCAGAAGUUUGGAUUUGUUGCAAAAGAUCUUUUUUUGGAAAACGUGCAAUACUUUUCAGAGGGGUGAGCCAUUCUAAUUCUGAGGCAUUCACCCCAUUGCAGUAUCUAGGCAGAGGGAAAGAGGUUGAACUUGCUUUGUCAGUGGUUGCCACUGAGCAGCUGUUUCCAACCUGGCACAACAUUGUGAUCCUUUAUAUGCUUACAUUUGGAACUAUUCCUAUGAAAAUGGACACAGAGCUCAUCCUCACACUGAAGUAUUGUCAUCAAAAACACACACAAGAGAGGCUGGUUCAAAUACAGCUUAGAAAAGUUUGCUUACAAGGGAAACUCGGCCUUUACAAAGAGAUUUGUCAAGUUCAGCUAAAUUUGCUAACGCAUCAUUGAAUUCCAAAUGACAUUCUCUCUCUGGAACCAAUGAAUAGUUUGCUAGAUUGUUCUCCAAAUUUUUACUUUAUUUUUGGACUGUGUACGGCUGCAGGGUGGAUUUAUUCUGAGUGCCUAGUAUUGGUGUCAUCUUCUCAUCCAGAUAAAUGAAGAAAGGUUAACAGGUAAGAUGAUGAUUUGUGGCAGUCAGUCUUUCAUUAAUCUCAUUUGCCAAACUUGACUGGAUGUGUAUAUAACACAAAUGAGCAUUACAUUAGGAAUUCAUUUUUUCUACAAUAUUGUCUGGAAAUCAACAAUGUGAUAUCAAGGUGAUACCUUUAGCUAUCUGGUGCAAAUGUUCAACAUCAGGAACUUGGAAAGACCCAAAAGCAGUAUUGUGGCUUUCUGAAUGGAGGAUCCAAUCUGAACACAAAUUCAGUAAAUGCUAUUUUAAUUACUUGGAUGACAAGGAUGCCAAUUAAUAUAAUGCAAGACAAAAAAUACAUGGUAGUGCAUAUCUUUGAUACUUGUGCCUGCGGUAGAAGCUAUGAUGGUUAAUAACCAGGUUUAUUUUGUAUGGAAAGCACAACAUAGAAAGAGAUCAUUCAGAUCAAGUGCUCACUCACGGCAUCACAUUCUCCCCAUUCAUCCGAUCCCCCCAUCAUCUCGUUCUAUAACAUCCUCCUUUGUACGUUUAUUCCUUUGGGAAGAAGUUUCACAUUUGCACUGUGAAUUCAUUAAGAUGGGGACACGUUUUCUCUUCAUUUAUCAAUCAAAUUAGUUCAGAAUUUGAAAGACCUGUCGGGUCAUCCCUCAGCUUUCACUUUACAAUGUGCUCUUGCCCGUGUGGUUAGUUUUUCUGCGGCACUCUUCUGCAUGAUUGUGUUGUACUCUGUGUGUGGACAGAUUGUGGGGAGAAGCUGCCAUCGGGUGCUAGGUAACGACACUGGACUGAUAAAGGCUGAAGGAUGAUGCAGCCCCUGGUUCUGCAUGGAGGGCUGCUGCUGGCGCUGCCUCUGUGCCUGACUCUGGACUUUGACUGGACAAAAGACCAUGGCGGAUCCUUCUACUAUGGGACUUUCCCUGCUGGUUUCUCCUGGGGUGUGGGCAGUUCGGCCUACCAGACAGAAGGAGCCUGGAAUCAAGAUGGGAAAGGUCUCAGUAUCUGGGAUGUUUUCACGCAUAAGAAAGGAAAAGUAUUCCUGAAUGAAACAGGGGACUCAUCCUGUGAAAGCUAUUAUAAAUUCAAGGAGGACAUUGCCUUGUUGAAGGAGUUAAAAGUCAAUCAUUAUCGCUUUUCUAUAUCCUGGCCUCGAAUCAUACCAACGGGGAUAAAAGCCGAGCAAGUGAAUGGCAAAGGAAUCGACUAUUAUAAUGAACUGAUAAACACCCUCCAGGAGAGCCAAAUUCUGCCCAUAGUGACCCUGUACCACUGGGAUCUUCCACAGGUCCUCCAAAAUAAAUAUGGUGGCUGGCAGAACAGUAGUAUGAUUAACUUCUUCAAUGAUUAUGCCAACCUGUGUUUUGAGAAGUUUGGUGACCGAGUGAAACAUUGGAUUACUUUCAACAAUCCUUGGUCCAUAGCUGUCGAAGGAUACGAGGUUGGACUGCAUGCCCCAGGGUUAAAGCUUAAUGGAAUAGGAGGUUACAGGGCAGCACAUAACAUUAUUAGGGCCCACGCGACAACUUGGCACACGUACGAUAGACUCUGGCGCAGUCGCCAAAAAGGCAUGGUGGGUAUUUCCAUCACAAGUGAGUGGGGAGAUCCAGUUGACAUUACAAGCCAGAAGGAUAUUGAGGCUGCUGAGCGAUACAUCCAAUUUAAUCUUGGCUGGUUUGCCAACCCUAUUUUCAAUGGCGACUACCCUCAAGUUAUGAAAGACUGUAUUGGGAGAAAAAGUUCACAGCAAGGCCUGGGCAACUCAAGACUGCCUGCCUUCACUCCACAGGAGAAACACUUCAUCAAAGGCACGGCAGACUUUUUUGGACUGGGUCACUUCACGACCCGUUACAUCACUCACAAGAAUUACCAUUACAGCAAGGGACCAAAUUAUCACACUGAUCGUGAUUUAGUGGAACUCGUCGACCCACAGUGGCCAGACCCAGGAUCUGAAUGGCUUUACUCAGUACCCUGGGGUUUCAGAAGGAUCCUGAAUUUUAUUAAGAGUCGAUAUGGUAACCCUAGGAUCUAUGUGACAGAAAAUGGAGUGUCGGAGAAAUGGCAGUGUACUGAGUUGUGUGAUAAGUGGCGAAUACAGUACAUGAAUAAUUAUGUUAAUGAGAUUCUUAAAGCUGUGAAAGAUGGUGCUCAAGUGAAGGGUUACACAUCCUGGUCACUGCUGGAUAAUUUUGAAUGGGAUGAAGGGUAUUCAGAAAGAUUUGGCCUUUACUACAUUGAUUUUAAAACCAAACACAAGAGAAGGUAUCCCAAGGCUUCAGUUCAAUAUUACAGGAAGAUGAUCAGCUCCAAUGGAUUUCCCAACCAGAGAGAAAUUGAAAACUGGCUGCGUAAGGCCGCUGAGACGUGCUCAACCACCAAUGCACUGCUUGCUGCAGCUGGAAGAACAGACGGAACAAAUGAGAAGCAGGCACAUUUGCCAACAGUUUGGCCAGUGCAUGAUGAAGUUUAGAUCCUCUCAUCAAUCAUAUGGAGAUGGUGACUGAGAUUGUAGUUCCAACCGUGUGCACCCUAUGUAUACUCCUGAGUGCUAUUUUACUGAUGUUCCUACUUCGGAGAAAAUGAGAAACGAAGAUUGUUGUUGCGGUAUACAAGAACAAACAUGGAUGGCUAACCAACUUCUACUUCUCCAGCAAGUUUGUUCAAAUAGAAAAAAGUUAACAAAAAAUGAUUUGAUACUUCAUUAGUAUCAAGUCCAAAGAUACUACUUGUUUUAUUGCCAGUGAAUGAGAUAGUAAAUCUUGGGAUAGUAAAACUGUUUUUGAAACAAAACCAUCAUCCAAACCUGCAAUUAAUAUUCCAUGACUGAGGUAACAACAGGAUAACUGGAUUUUUCUUCCAAUUGUUCCUUCCCUACUGGGCACUGUGUGCUAUGCAAACCCAUAUUAAUGAUUCAGUACAGAUAAAAGAUAAUAAAUACUACAACCUAUGUCUCUUCUUAAAGAUUCAGUACCAGUUCCUGCAGAAGAACAAUUUUGACUUUGGCAACCAACUUUAAAAGUUGCAAGAUGCAAUGUUCAAUAAAGUAUAGUGAAAACAAUAUUACUGUGUGCUAAUGAAAAGUGCCACGUUGAAUAAAUCAGCCAGUUCUUCAGUAUGUCAUAAUGAAGACCAUAACAACUUGGUCUAGAUUAAAAUAUAGUUUAAAAAAAUGAGUCAAAAGGUAAAUUGACCAUAUAAUUUUUACACGUGAAUCACUAACCAUUGACACACAAUUUCCCCUGUCCAUAUAACAUAUACUCAAUGGUAUAUUAUCUCUGUAAACAAAUAUUAUUAAUUGAUCUUUUGUAAAGUAUUGCUGACAAAACAUAACAGUUGUCAAAGGGUUUGUCCAAAUAAAAUUUCCACUGAAAGAUGGAAUCUUAAAGCUAUUAUUCUAAACUUGUAAAAUGGGCAUCAAAACCAAUUCUACGGUAUUUUUAAUUCUACUACACAAAAUUAAAAGCUCAGUCAGGUUCAGGAGUUCAUAUUAAGUUUUGUCACUCAUAAUCCCAAACUAGAGGGCAUUGGUUAAAGAUAUAAUAGGAACCCGAGGAGCAACUCUUUCCACAAAGAGGGUGCAACACAUAUGGUAUAUGCGACCUAAUUAAGUAGUUAAGACACAUACGAUAUCAAAACAUUUGGACAGGUAAAUGAAUAAGAGGUUUAGAGAGAUAUGGGCUAAACACAGGCAACUAGAACAAGCUUAGAUGGGGCACCCUAGUCCGCAUGGAUGGGUUGGGCCAUAGGGCCUCUUUGCAUGCUGUGCAACUCUAUAAUACAUUUGAAAUUAUCUAUUUGUGUACCAGUUAUUCAUCUUUAUGAAAUCAUAUUCAGUAAUUGUGGCAAUUUAGUAAACUGCGUUCUAAUAGUAGGAUGACCUGAACAGUUAAUUUUGUUUAUUUUCUACAAAAUGCUGCCCGCUGAGUAUCUCCAGCAUUUUUGAUUUUAUUUUAGAUUUGCAUCAUCUUUAAUGUUUUGCUCUUCUAGCCACAUACAUUAUCCUGGUUGCUAGGUAGUACUGGAGAAAAUCUUGAGGGGAUUAUGUUCAAGCUGCAGCAAGUGCCUGUAGUAGAAUGAUUAACUCUCCAUGCGGAAUAGAAAGGUACAAUGUUUGGAAAAAAAUUAUACUGUUAGAUUUACCUUUUCCCUACAAUGUUUUAGCUGAAAUGUGCUUGACUGCAGUUAAUCACUGUAUUGUAAUAAAAUGCUU
Leucoraja erinaceus (little skate) is the source of this 6925-nucleotide messenger RNA. Its product is annotated as lactase-like protein. Lineage: Eukaryota; Metazoa; Chordata; Chondrichthyes; Rajiformes; Rajidae. Bases 3524 to 5185 code for a protein of 553 amino acids. Gene Ontology annotation, molecular function: beta-glucosidase activity. Gene Ontology annotation, biological process: carbohydrate metabolic process. The transcript has 14 exons. The record is from RefSeq and is a predicted model, not a curated record.